Neogale vison (American mink) is the source of this 685-nucleotide messenger RNA. RefSeq names its product cilia and flagella associated protein 107 (gene CFAP107). Lineage: Eukaryota; Metazoa; Chordata; Mammalia; Carnivora; Mustelidae. The coding region runs from base 98 to 685 and encodes 195 amino acids. The record is from RefSeq and is a predicted model, not a curated record. The transcript has 4 exons.
UGAAAAAGAUACCCUGAACUCAGCAACUACAUAACAUCUCCCCACUCCCGAGACCUGGAACUGUGUCAAGUCCAAAGCCUCGGGGCGAACACUUACCAUGCAGUUUUUGACUGCAGUAAGUCCACAGUCCUUCUCUACCCCGAGCUGGAAGGUCGAGACAAAGUACUCAACCCGAGUGCUCACUGGAAACUGGGUGGAAGAGAGGAGGAAGUUCACCAAAGCCACUGAGAAAACACCUCAGUGCAUUUACAGAAAAGAAUAUGUCCCCUUCCCGGACCACAGACCAGACCAGAUCUCCAGGUGGUACGGCAAGAGGAGAAUUGAGGGCCUCCCGUACAAACACCUGAUGACGCACCACCAGGAGCCCCCCCACCGCCAUCUGAUCAGCACCUACGACGACCACUACAACCGGCACAGUUACAACCCGGGCCUGCCCCCACGUCGCUCCUGGAGUGGACACAAGCUGCUGUGGCUCCCAGAGAAAUCGGACUUCCCCCUUCUUGCUCCCCCUACAAACUAUGGACUCUAUGAGCAGCUGCGGUGGAGAUGGCUGGCACCCAAGGCUGCCCCGAGGGAGAGCAUUUACACCUCGUCCUACCCCAGACCACCACGGCAUGCUUUGUCCCGGCGCGAGCAUGCCAUCCCUGUCCCUCCCCCUCGUCUGCACCCUGUCCCGCGCUUCUGA